Molecule: messenger RNA, 843 nt
Organism: Dendronephthya gigantea
Lineage: Eukaryota; Metazoa; Cnidaria; Anthozoa; Malacalcyonacea; Nephtheidae
Product: cyclin-dependent-like kinase 5
Exons: 7
Coding region: 42-608 (188 amino acids)
Biological process (GO): protein phosphorylation
Cellular component (GO): nucleus; cytoplasm
Molecular function (GO): cyclin-dependent protein serine/threonine kinase activity; ATP binding
Source: RefSeq, a predicted model, not a curated record
CAGUUUAUUUUAGAAAAUAUUUUAAAAUUAUUUAGUCUUUCAUGUAUCAGUUAUUACGAGGACUGGCAUUUUGUCAUGCGAAUAAUGUACUACAUCGCGACCUCAAGCCUCAAAAUCUACUAAUUAAUAAGGAUGGGGAGUUAAAAUUGGGUGAUUUUGGAUUAGCUCGACCGUUUGGUAUUCCUGUUCGCUGUUAUUCGGCUGAGGUUGUAACAUUAUGGUAUCGUCCGCCAGAUGUUUUAAUGGGAGCGAAGAUUUACACGACCUCAAUAGACAUGUGGUCAGCUGGAUGCAUUUUUGCAGAAUUGUCGAAUGGCGGAAGACCUCUUUUCCCAGGGAGCGACGUUGAUGACCAACUAAGAAAAAUAUACAAAAUCUUAGGAUCACCAAAUGAAGAUGCUUGGCCUGGAAUGACAAAAUUGCCAGAGUAUAAAGAUUAUGGGUUCCAUCUUCCAGUAUCGUUAUCUCACGUUGUUCCAAAACUUCCAUCCAUUGGCAGGGACCUACUACAGAAAUUGCUCGUGUUCAAUCCAUUAAUGCGUAUGGCUGCAGACGUUGCAAUGAAUCAUCAAUAUUUCAAUGAUCUUAAUCCUUUAAUCAAAAACUGAUUAUACCAGAUCUGUUCUAAUUUAAGUAACUCCGCUUUCAAAGAAGCAAGAAAAAUAUUCUGCAUAAUCGUGAAUACAUGCAUAAAAUCAACUUUUGUUGUACAUCAACUCAACCUACUAUUUACUGUAAGUUAAUAUAGGGAAUAUUGGUUAAACGUGUGCUAUAAUAUCCCCGAACGAUAUCACUAUGCUUUUGUAGAGAAACCAUAUGAACAUCUUGCUCAACAAUAGCUGU